Messenger RNA from Andrographis paniculata, 1573 nucleotides. RefSeq names its product probable receptor-like protein kinase At1g80640. The coding region runs from base 317 to 1573 and encodes 418 amino acids. Gene Ontology annotation, molecular function: ATP binding; protein kinase activity. Lineage: Eukaryota; Viridiplantae; Streptophyta; Magnoliopsida; Lamiales; Acanthaceae. The record is from RefSeq and is a predicted model, not a curated record. The transcript is spliced from 10 exons. Gene Ontology annotation, biological process: protein phosphorylation.
UUCCGCUCCCCCUCCUUUCAAUCCUGUUGCCUUUCGAAAUCUUACAUCAAGACACGAAUCAAUUCAUGUUUCAGUGUGCUGCCGGGCCGUGGUCUUCCAUCCCGCUGCGCAACCACGCACGAUUUCCAAUCUCUACCUUUCUUCUUUUCCUUUUUUUUUUUUUCGUAGGGAGGGAGAGGCGAGACGAGACGAGGACUGUAAAAAACAGCUUACGGCCCACCGCGUAGAGGAUUGGAAACAGCCUGCGUCGGCAUUCUACUUUAACUCUUCUCUCUUACAUCUAUUGAUUUUGUGAUCAAAAGAAGGUUGACAAAGAAUGAGGAUUCUUGCUCAACUUCUUCGCGGAUACUUGUGGGUCGCCCAUAUCAGGUUACCUGUCUUCACUGGCGCCGCCGCCAUUGCACAUACUCCAACUUAUUCGUCUUCGGAAGCCGUGUCUCCAGCUGCUUUUUUAGCGGAAAUUCAAGGACGAAGCGGACAAGCAAAACUAAGUUCGAAGGCAAAAUUGUUGAUAGCUCUAAUUGCCGCUUCAAUUGCGUUUGGAGCACUCGCUCUCUUUCUACUCUAUAUGUUUUACGACAGGUACACGAAGAAAUCCCAAAAGAAAAAUGUUAAUAGUUCUUGGGAAAUAGCCGGGACUAGAAAUGUCAGUAUAAUGGAGUACAAGACUUUAGAAUCUGCCACAAACAAUUUUGCAGAGAGUAGCAUGUUGGGUGCGGGAGGGUUUGGUUGUGUGUACGAAGGCAAGUUGGAAGAGAACCUGUAUGUGGCUGUCAAGAGACUCAGUGUGGGAAAUGCAGGGACUAUAAGAGAAUUUCAGACUGAGGUUGAGAUAUUGUCUAAAAUCCAGCAUCCAAAUAUAAUUCGUUUAUUGGGGUAUAGCGCUCACAGUGAAUCAAGGCUUCUUGUUUACGAAUUGAUGCAGCAAGGAUCUUUGGAAGCUCAAUUACAUGACCAUACCAAGGGAUUGGCAUUAACAUGGUAUUCACGGCUGAAGAUUGCUCUUGACACGGCAAGAGGAUUAGAGUAUUUGCAUAACCACUGCCAUCCACCAGUGAUUCAUAGAGAUCUGAAAUCAUCUAAUAUUCUUCUAGAUAGCAACUUCACUGCCAAGCUGUCAGAUUUUGGCCUUGCCGUGGUUGAUGGCUCCCAGAGCAAAAAUAAUAUCAAGCUUUCAGGAACCUUGGGUUAUGUUGCUCCUGAAUACCUGCUGGAUGGUAAAUUAACUGAUAAAAGUGAUGUUUAUGCCUUUGGGAUUGUACUACUGGAGCUUUUACUGGGAAGAAAGCCUCUGGAGAAACUGGCACCACCUCAGUGUCAGUCCAUCGUGACAUGGGCCAUGCCUCAGCUCACAGAUAGGAAAAAACUUCCCAACAUCGUGGAUCCUGUCAUCAGAAACUGCAUGGAUUUAAACCAUUUAUUCCAGGUUGCUGCAGUGGCACUGCUAUGCAUACAACCAGAACCUAGCUAUCGGCCGAUGAUAACAGAUGUUUUGCAUUCCCUAGUUCCUCUUGUUCCCUUUGAGAGCGGUGGGACUCUCAAAACCAAAGAAGCAGGUAGGAGUGAGAUUUGA